AUGUCUAUCGAACCGUCAAGCUCGGAAGCUCCAGUGCCACCGGUCACAUCCACGGAAAGUCUUGAUAGCCUGGACAUGCUGGAGAGGCAUUUCGAGCCCGCAUUCGACCAGCUGGGAAGUAAUCGACUACAGAAUAUUCUCGAAAUGGACCUGCCUCGUCCUAAAGCACUUCUGUCUCAUCACGGCUAUGAAGUAGGACAGGGAGCUAUUGCAGGAGGCGCAGUAGCAGUUGUGGUUGUCGUUUGCGUUGGUUUCUUACUUGUACUGCUUGUCAUUGGAGUAUUGAAAAUGAGGGACACUCCACUGCCUCGCAAAAGGAAGAACAAGCGACAAGAUGACGGUAUGUCAUGGGAUGAUUCUGGUAUGAACAUCACCGUUAAUCCAUUGGACGAUGUGGAGAAAAACGUUGCUGAAGAGGAGUUUACAGAAGAUGAAGAGAGCACUGAUGGCGAGGAAAGGUGA
Messenger RNA from Cylicostephanus goldi, 462 nucleotides. The record is from the annotation of a GenBank genome assembly. Lineage: Eukaryota; Metazoa; Nematoda; Chromadorea; Rhabditida; Strongylidae.